CCCCCCCCUGCGCACACACUGCAACACCGCAGCGACGUGCCCCUCUGAUACGCGUUUCAGCUCUCGCCCUCCUCUCAGCUGCACCCACGCGUUAACGUCCUAUCUCGAGCACUGCACUUUGCGCGUCGCGUCAAAGACAACAACAACGUAUCCCCGGUCUUCGCGAUCUUUCAGGCCACUCCGCUUAUUUGGAAGGGCAGUGACCAGUUGUGAACACUUCACCUUCCCCUCUUGCACUCUCGUUAGGACAGCCCGUGCUUCCUCCGCAUGCCUGCCCCUCCUUCGCACCACUCGUCGUCAAACAGCGCCUCGGCAUCUCCUCCAGAGAGCCCCAGUCUCCAGACCCCAGGCCAGCUGUCGCCGAGACUCCAUCCCAUGACCGACAUCAGCUCUGCCCCUUUGGGGCACAAGAGCUCCAAUUCCAUCGGACUCGACUUCUCCAGCAGCGAUAACGCUCCCUCGACUGUCGAUUUGUCAGAUGACCUUCCUUCCCGUCCGGCCUUUGCCCCUCACCUGCACUCCACUCACACGGACUCGUUUACGGCGUACACAAGUUCAGCUCAGCCCACAACCACCACCCAGCACCGCGGCCAUCUACCACGAGUCCAGACGGAACGAGGACUGAUUCCUGGGACACCCCCAACGCCAGGAUCUGAAGUGUCCACACCACACGGGAGGAGAGACUCGCCCGCCUACAGCGACUCGCCGUACACGGACGGUUUCCCCCUUUCAGGCGCCAACGGCGUCCACGCGUACUCUGCCCGGGAUGAACCCCCCGCUCCUACAGGCUUUAUCGGCUCAACGCCAUACUGGCUCGGGAUGUACUUCUUCUUCAACCUUGGACUCACCCUUUUCAACAAGGUGGUCCUGGUCUCCUUCCCCUUUGCAUACACUCUAACUGGACUCCACGCACUGUCCGGGUGCGCUGGUUGCUAUAUUGCCCUUGAACGUGGCGCCUUCACGCCUGCGCGAUUGACCCAAAAAGAGAACCUCAUCCUUGGCGCGUUCUCCGUGCUGUAUACGAUCAACAUUGCUGUCAGCAACAUCUCCUUGCAACUGGUGACUGUGCCUUUCCACCAAGUGGUGCGCGCAGCAACGCCGCUGUUCACGAUCUUCAUCACCGCUGUCCUUUUGCGUCAGAAGAUCAGCAUGAUGAAGAUCGUCAGCCUGUUGCCCGUUGUUGCCGGAGUCGGGUUUGCUACCUACGGUGACUACUACUUUACAGCAUGGGGCCUUAUCCUCACACUGCUCGGCACGUUCCUUGCCGCGUUGAAGACUGUGGUCACCAAUCUCAUUCAGACGGGUGGAGGCGGUCGCCUCAAGCUGCAUCCACUCGACCUCCUCAUGCGCAUGUCGCCGCUUGCGUUCGUCCAGUGUGUUUUCUACAGCUGGUACACGGGCGAGCUCGAACGUGUGCGCCGUUAUGGCGCAACGCAGAUGACGCGCGGAAAGGCAGUCGCGCUGCUUAUCAACGGCAUCAUCGCGUGCGGCCUCAACAUUGUCUCCUUCACCGCCAACAAGAAGGCCGGCGCACUCACCAUGACUGUCUCAGCCAACUGCAAGCAGGUCUUGACAAUCGCCCUUGCAGUUGUGCUAUUUAACCUGCACAUCUCCAUCACGAACGGCAUCGGCAUUUGCCUUACUCUGAGCGGCGGCGCGUGGUACGCUUACGUCGAGUUCAAGGAGAAGCAGAAGCGGCAAAAGACGACCGUCAAGCUUUCCGAGAAGGCUUAAGAGCGCCAUACGUAGAUCCGUGUUGGCCAACACCUCGCAUCACUGUCAUCUAGUCAUCCUAUCAUCACACUACAUCAGCCCACAUCAGCCCAGUGCUGCUCAUGUCUGUUCUCGAUCUCAAUGCAUAUUGCCAUUCGCACAAUUGGCGUACGGGGUUGAUAAGGGGGUGGUGAUGUUAAUGAUUCAGUCGGGCAUG
This is a messenger RNA of Cutaneotrichosporon oleaginosum, 1930 nucleotides long. RefSeq lists its product as uncharacterized. The record is from RefSeq and is a predicted model, not a curated record. NCBI's taxonomy places the organism in Eukaryota, Fungi, Basidiomycota, Tremellomycetes, Trichosporonales, Trichosporonaceae. Gene Ontology annotation, cellular component: Golgi apparatus. Gene Ontology annotation, molecular function: antiporter activity.